This is a messenger RNA of Zootermopsis nevadensis, 3621 nucleotides long. It is a transcript of the gene T3dh, whose product is annotated as Type III alcohol dehydrogenase. Gene Ontology annotation, cellular component: mitochondrion. Gene Ontology annotation, molecular function: alcohol dehydrogenase (NAD+) activity; metal ion binding. NCBI's taxonomy places the organism in Eukaryota, Metazoa, Arthropoda, Insecta, Blattodea, Termopsidae. The record is from RefSeq and is a predicted model, not a curated record.
CCGCUGGAGUUGGACCUUGGUGCUACGAUCGAAGAAGCAAGCGAUAAAAGCGAAUCAGAAACGUGGGAACUAACGAUAAAUAUUAACGGGCGUAAAAAACAAAUCUGAUAGGCGGUUGAAUGUGAUUUUAUAUUUGUUGUACAAUCUGCAGUGAUGCACUCUAUGGAACGAAAACAAUUAUAGAUCUUAUUUAAUAAAUUUCACAAUGCUCCAAGAAUUAUAAAUCUGGGUCAAUCCGUUCUUCCAGACCACUUUACAGGACUUUAUUCACGAUGUAUUUAAAAUUAAAAAAAUUAUAACCAGGUGCAAAUGCCCUGCACACGCUCAUCCUGGCACCAGUUAUGGCAUGUCAGAUAUUCUCGACCAUCGAUCCCAUGCAAGUUCUGUUCCUGAUGCAAAACCUUCAAAAGAGUAUGCAUUUGAGAUGGCAUGUUCAACUAUCCGGUAUGGUCCAGGAGUAACGCGGGAAAUUGGGAUGGAUCUUGUAAACAUGAAAGCUAAGAAUGUAUGUGUGAUGACAGAUUCAAACAUUGCCAAACUUCCUCCUCUUAAAACAGCUUUAGAUUCUUUAACAAGAGAAGGAGUCAAAUUUGAAGUAUAUGAUAAAGUCCGAGUUGAACCAACAGAAGCAAGUUUGCAGGAAGCUACUAAAUUUGCAAAAGCUGGAAGCUAUGAUGCAUUUGUCGCAGUAGGUGGCGGGUCUGUAAUGGACACAUGUAAGGCUGCCAACUUGUAUUAUUCUGAUCCAGAAGCUGAGUUUCUUGAUUAUGUCAAUCAGCCUAUUGGAAAGGGAAAGCCUGUUACAUGUACUCUAAAACCAUUUAUUGCAGUUCCAACAACUUCUGGGACUGGCAGUGAAACAACUGGUGUUAGCAUUUUUGACUAUGAACCUCUGAAAGCAAAAACUGGAAUUGCAAACCGUGCCAUUCGGCCCACUUUGGGUGUUGUAGAUCCUCUACAUACUUUGUCAAUGCCAGAGAGGGUUUGCAGUUAUAGUGGGUUUGAUGUUCUUUGUCAUGCACUCGAGUCCUAUACGGCCAUUCCAUUCACAGAGCGUUCUCCAUGCCCUUCAAAUCCCAUUCUGCGUCCAGCAUACCAAGGACAAAAUCCCAUUUCUGAUGUCUGGGCCCGAUAUGCACUUCAAAUUAUGAGAAAAUAUUUUGAAAGAGCUGUCUAUCGACCAGAUGAUGUUGAAGCUCGAUCUAGCAUGCAUCUGGCAUCCACAAUGGCUGGAGUUGGAUUUGGUAAUGCAGGAGUACACCUUUGUCAUGGCAUGUCUUACCCCAUCUCAGGCAAUGUCCGGUCAUUUCAGCCUAAAGGAUACAAUGAUGACCACCCAAUCAUACCUCAUGGCUUGUCAGUGGUAAUGAGUUCUCCGGCCGUGUUUUCUUUCACUGGUCCGGCCUGCCCCGAGCGCCACCUGGAAGCAGCAGAGCUCCUGGGCAAAGAUGUCAGCAAUGCUAAGAAGGCAGAUGCAGGUCUGAUUCUGGCAGACACAGUACGUGGCUACAUGAAUAUCAUGAAGGUUGAGAAUGGCCUCAGUGCUCUGGGAUACACCAAAGAUGAUAUUCCGAACCUCGUGAGGGGAACUUUACCACAGCACCGUAUCACAAAGCUGGCCCCGAGAGAGCAGUCUGAAGAGGAUCUUUCAAAUCUGUUUGAGAAAUCUCUCACUGUUUUCUAAAGGUAUUUUUGUUACCAACAUAUCUUAUUACCUCGUGUUACGCAUUACUAGCAUCCUCAGGCAGCCGUUUUGUUUUACUUCUAUGAAAAUACAAAAAUUAUGAAUUCAUUAUCAGGUGUGGGAUUUUGAAGGAUCUUAUUUCUUUUCAUCAUCAUCAUCAUCAUUCCUUAUGUCCUUCUGGUGUAUGUGUAAAGUUUAAUGGUGGCCCCAUUACAGUUUUUUCCCAUAAAAUGGUAUAUGAAAAAUAUGUAUAAUUCACUAUUUUAUAAGAAAAGGCAGAAUAGCUCCUUGGUCUAGUAUUUAACUAUCUGCUGUACCUGUACCCUCGUAUUAAGAGGGGAAAGCUAUCCCUAGUGCUUAAUUCAGAUCCAUGUUCAGGUUCAUGGAUGUAUAGAUCCACACAAUCUUAAAUAUGGCUUUGGCACUAGAUGUAGCUACUUUAACCCCAAGACAAGAAAUUUUACAGGAUCCUGUUAAUAGAAAUAUUAUAAUUUGUGAUACUGGGAGUGAAUUAGAUAGUGAUGAAGAUGAAAAGAAUGUUGUGACGUAGAUAUUGCAAGUGACGCAGAAGACAAGUUAGUGAGCAAUUUGCUAUUGAAAUUACUGCAAUUAGAGUGACUGGAGGUAGGAAAAACUUGACAAAUGAUGUCACAAAUUUUUUACUGACUGGCCAUUUAAAUAAUAUUUAAAUAUUGAAGCGUUAAUGUGGAUGAUAAUCCAAGAAGUCUUCAUUAUAUUUAAUCACCAUGAAAAUUUUACAGAGUAUACUACUGUUGUUGUCAUUUUGUGAUCAUGAGUUAAUACAAAUCACUACAAAGGAAGAGUUUCUGACAGCAAUCUUUUUUUAAAAGAGAGAGAGAGAAAAGAAGAAUAAAGAGAAAAAUGUUUAUAAUUGUACCACUGACCAAAUAUCAGCCACUUUAUGAAAAGAUGCUUCAGAUGGGGAUGUAAUAACAUAAUCAUUUGGAAGACAAAUUUAAAGGUGUUAACACCAGCAAUACUGAAACCCACCAAUGAACAUGGUCUUAAGCCACUUCCAUUCUCACAGCCUUUUUCCCUAAUUUCCAUUUUCUAAAUGGUCACAUUCUAUAUGUAUUUCUUCUCUCCAUCCUUGCUCACUCCAUAACCGCCUAGAUUUAAAUACACUAUCAGUAUUACAUUUUUGCAACAAAAUAUUUUUCUUAUAAUUUUCAAAAUCAAAUAUCACCACAAAUUUUGGAACACAUACACCAUCAGAACAAAAGAUUCUGCAAGGUUAUUUUGAAAAAGAAUGUUUAUCCAUAAUAGCAAUUAUUUUUUAUGUACCAUAGUUGUUUCAGACACUCAUAUAUACAGCUACAGACAAAAUAUUCACAGAAAAAUCAGUUUACUUCUUGGAGUAUCAUAAUACUGUAUUGAAUGCACAGCAGAUGGGUUAUAUUACAAUUAAUUAUAUCUUGGUAUUAUAAUGGAAGAAUCCUUUUCAUUUAGUUUAAAAUUAUUGGAUUUGUUUAAAACUGAAAUAUGCAAAUCCAAGCACUCAGUUAUCUUUUUGCUUUAUGGUAUGUGCAUGCACAAAGGAUAGAGCUGAAACUAGUAGCAUUUAUUCUUACUCCAUAUUGUUUUUAACACAUCAAGCUUUUGUGCCUAUUUCUACAGUAUGUUUUUUCAAUGGCAAUACUUAAUGUUGCGUUUGUUUGCGUCUAUAAAAUAUCAAAAUUAUCAUCACUCUAUAUUUGUAAUAAUAGACUGAACAUAAAAGAACUUAUACUAGAAUUCUAUAUUCUAUACAGCACAUCUUUUUCUAUAUACAAUAUUUUUAUAUGGUAAAAUAUUGUUACUUUGUGUGAGAGCUAUUUUUAUAUAUUAUGUACAUUUAUGUCAUACUAAAAAAUGUAAUAUGAUACAAUUCAUUUACAAUAAAGAUUGAGAAUAUUUUCUGCCAGCAAUAGGCAUAA